This is a messenger RNA of Atta colombica, 3607 nucleotides long. It is a transcript of the gene subdued, whose product is annotated as anoctamin-1. NCBI's taxonomy places the organism in Eukaryota, Metazoa, Arthropoda, Insecta, Hymenoptera, Formicidae. The transcript is spliced from 13 exons. Bases 254 to 3568 code for a protein of 1104 amino acids. The record is from RefSeq and is a predicted model, not a curated record. Gene Ontology annotation, cellular component: plasma membrane. Gene Ontology annotation, biological process: chloride transmembrane transport. Gene Ontology annotation, molecular function: chloride channel activity; protein dimerization activity.
UUACAUCAAAUUUGUUCAUUGUUCUGCAGCGUCUCUACGUUUUCUGUUAUUUUUAAAAGGAAAAUAUAUAUGUGUGUGUGUGUGUGUGUGUAUCCACACUUUUAGGAGAAAAGAAAGAUAUGAGAUCAAACACAAAUAAACGAGAAAGUGUGAACUAAAAUAAGAGAGCAGAAUACGUACAACAAAAGGCGAGUCUUCGACAGCGGAUAAAAAUAGGAUAAUUUUGGAGUAUUAUUUUUUGCCUCAGAAAGUCAUGGCACACGUGGAAGUCCCAAUGGGGGAAAUGCAGACCCCGCCAGAUAAUCAUAAAAUUACGAAUGGAUUUGAAUUUUUGCAACUACCUCAGCUGCCACUUGGACAGAUAGCUGUAGGCUAUCCUCAAGCCCAAAACUGGAUCGAGCAUAGAAAAGCAAAUAUUCGACCAUGGUCAUUGUUCCUUAACACAAACAACAUCAGACCGCCACCCAAUAUAAGUAGAUUGAGCAAGCGGAUUGUGAAGAACAUUGAAUAUUUCCAGAGCAAUUAUUUGUUUGUGUUUAUUGGACUAGUGAUAUACUGCUUACUUACUUCACCUCUGUUGUUGCUGGCAGUUGUCGCUUCCCUUGGAAUAUGUUAUAAGUUGUCUCAGCGACAUUCGAAACAGGAAUUGAUGAUAUUAAAUCAUAGAUUAACUUUGGCGCAAGUGUAUUCUUUAGUUGGAAUUUUUUCACUGCCUGUAUUUUACCUAGUAGGUGCACAUGCAGCUGUCUUUUGGGUACUUGGAGUUUCUUGGUUUAUGAUAACGCUUCACGCUGCUUUUUAUAACAUCGAUGCAGUGUUGUGUCCAGGAGAAGAGGAACUCAAUGCGUUAGUUAUGCAGGAACUUUCUGUUUCUGGUACAAGAUAUAGUUUAUAUUUUCGUGAUGAGAUACGUUCAGUUGAUUUCGUACUCGUGUGGGAUGAGUAUAACGGGGAAGCACAGACCUACCGCAGUGUCGAACGUAGAAGAAUAUUUGAGAAGAAUCUGGAAAAAGAAGGGCUACAAUUGGAGUACGAACAAGUGGAAUCAAAUGGCUUGCACUUCAUAAAGAUUCACGCGCCCAAGGAAGUUUUGCGACGAUAUGCUGAAAUAUUGAAACUCAGACUGCCAAUGAGAGAACUGCCUGGUUGUCACAUGCCUCAGACAAGCAGUAACAUUAUUAUCGAGGAAGUCAAUUCGUUAUUCCGGCGCAUCAUGAAUAAAUAUUAUGUCGACACAACUAUUUUCCCGACGAUGAGGCAGAACUUUACAGCGGUGUAUAGUAGGGAUAAAGAUUAUUUAUUCGAUUUGGAUUCGCCCAAUUUUUUCACAUCGGCGACUCGAUCGCGUAUUGUGCAAUUUAUAUUGGACAGAACUAGAUUCACAGAAACCAAGGAGGACGAUUUCGCAUUUGGUGUCGAAAGACUGAUAUCCGAACAUACAUACGUUGCAGCGUAUCCGCUUCAUGAUGGAAAUCUACACACUCCGGACUCAAUGCGAUAUCUUUUGUAUACUGAAUGGGCUAGUUUAAGAAAAUGCCUUCAUUAUCAGCCUUUGGAUUACAUCAAAGAGUACUUUGGGGUGAAGAUCGGGCUCUAUUUCGCCUGGUUGGGAUUUUACACUCAUAUGCUAAUUCCAGCUAGUAUCGUCGGUCUCUUGUGCUUCAUAUACAGUUGCGCUACUUUGUAUCACAAUGAACCGAGCGAAGAUGUUUGUAUUGGUAACAAUACAAUCGCGAUGUGUCCAUUAUGUGAUCAUUUUUGUGACUUUUGGAAUUUAAAGCAAACGUGUUUACACUCGAGAAUUACAUAUCUGUUCGACAAUCCAUCGACAGUAUUUUUCUCUAUAUUUAUGUCAUUAUGGGCCACACUGUUCCUUGAAUUAUGGAAGAAAUAUUCUGCCGAAAUAACCCAUAGAUGGGAUUUAACUGGUUUAGAUGCUCAAGAAGAAUAUCCUAGGCCACAGUACUUAGCAAGACUUGCGCAUAUUAAAAAGAAAUCUGUCAAUAUUGUCAUAAAUGUAGAAGAACCGCAAGUGCCAUACUGGAAGAUGAGAUUACCCGCUACGAUUCUCAGUUUUUCAGUUGUUUUACUUUUGAUAAUUGUAGCUAUGGCUGCUGUUCUUGGAGUAGUUUUAUACAGAAUGUCUGUUUUAACUGCAUUAAGUGUUUCUGGACAUCCAAUGGUAACUAGUUAUGCUAUAUUGUUCACUACCGCAACUGCCGCCUGCAUUAAUCUCUGUUGUAUCAUUUUAUUUAAUUGGCUUUAUGUUUGGCUGGCCGAAUAUUUGACUGAGAUUGAAUUACUUCGUACUCAGACUGAAUUUGACGAUAGUUUGACUCUAAAAAUUUAUUUACUGGAGUUUGUGAAUUAUUACGCCUCUAUAUUUUAUAUAGCAUUUUUCAAGGGGAAAUUCACUGGUUAUCCAGGAAAUUAUAAUCGUUUCUUUGGCUCUCGACAAGAAGAAUGUGGACCGGGUGGUUGUCUCUUGGAAUUAUGCAUCCAACUGAGCAUUAUUAUGAUUGGUAAACAAGCCAUGAAUACUAUCUUGGAAAUGCUCUUUCCUCUAUUUUACAAAUGGUUGAACACCUUGAAAGUUCACGUGGGCUCGAAAAAGUUGGACGAUCCGAAUAAAAGAUAUUCAUCUAGAAAAUAUUUGCAAUGGGUCAGAGAUUAUAAAUUAGUCCAAUGGGGACCUAGAAGUCUUUUUCCUGAAUAUUUAGAAAUGGUGCUACAAUAUGGAUUUGUUACGAUCUUCGUUGCUGCAUUUCCAUUAGCACCGUUCUUUGCGUUACUAAAUAAUGUUUUCGAGACGAGAUUGGACGCGAAAAAGUUAUUAACCAUGUAUAGAAGGCCAGUUGGACAGCGUGUCAGAGAUAUAGGCAUAUGGUACCGCAUUCUCGAUUCUAUUUCCAAACUAUCUGUUAUCACAAAUGCAUUCAUCAUAGCUUUUACUUCAAACUUUAUACCGAGACUAGUUUACCGCAUAACGGUUUCAGAUAAUUAUUCAUUAGAAGGUUUCCUGGAUCAUUCUCUAGCAAAAUUUAAUACUAGCGAUCUGGGUGGAACUCAGCCAAAUAUGACAUUGAAUCAAGUCCCAAUCGAGAUCUGCCGCUAUCCAGAUUAUAGAGAACCACCAAACUCAUCAAACAAGUAUAAAUACAACAUUAUGUUCUGGCAUAUAUUAGCGGCUAGAUUAGCUUUUAUCGUCGUUUUUGAGAAUGUUGUGGCAUUAGUAAUGAUUCUAAUACGGUGGUGUAUUCCUGAUAUGAGUUGUAAGUUACGCAAUAGGAUACGUCGCGAAGCAUAUAUUACUAAUGAAAUUAUUAUACACCAAGAAGCAUUAAGAGCUUGCGAAAGAUCUGACACUGAUGGUUUAGAGCCAAAAAUCACAAAAACAUACAUGGUUGCCAACGAAAGUGCUGAUAGAUGGAACCGAGUUAUGGGAAAAUGUUUGACCACUUCAGAAUUUGAUCUGGAGAUCCAUGGGAGCCCUGUUUCACCCGUCAAUAGAAACCCACGUAUCAGUCAUAUUGGUCUGAUAGAUACCAAGGAUGCGUCGAAUUUGUGAGAUUCGCGAGUAGCAUAGGUUUUUGAAAACUUAUUAAGU